UAUUCCUGUGGGAGGGCGAAGGGCAAUGUUGGCAGGAGUACGGAACUUUGGAUGACAAGAGCUAUUGUAGGUUUGACCAGAAAAAAGAAGGAGGCAUGGCUCAGAUGUCGUCCUCAGAGAAAACUGUUCAUAUCAAACCCACGCUGACAGAGGCCCAGGUUGUUGAGUUGGCUGAACGGUUGUAUGGUCUGAAGGUCUCCAAUGUCCAACCAAUGCCCGGUUACGAUGACCAGAACUUCCAUAUCCUGGUGUCUGAGAACCAGGCGACUAGAGAUCAUGGUCAGAGCUACGUCCUCAAAGUGAUGAACACGGUCGACAGUGAAGAUGCUGAUUUGACUGAAGCACAAACACGAGCCAUGAUGUUUUUGAGUGAAAAAGGAUUUCCUUCACCCACACCUAUCCCAACCAUUGAUGGCAAGGUUAUGUCUUUGGAGACUUUUGACUGUGGAGAACAAUCUAAGACCCACAUAGUGCGGUUAUUGACCUACCUCCCUGGAAUUCCAUUGUCUGAAAUGCCUAUAGGUCCUCAGAUCUUGUACAAAACUGGUCAAACCCUCGCUCGAAUGAACCAGGUGCUUGCAGAAUUCCAACAUCCUAUCCUGAAGAGUCUGCAACGGCCAGAUUUCCUCUGGAAGCUCUCAAACAUUCACUUGCUGAACAAGUAUCUUUACGCACUGGGAGAGGGAAGCGACCGCCAAAUUGUGCAGCAAAUUAUUCAGCAAUUCCAGGAUCAGAUACUUCCAAAUCUCUGCAGGUUUCGUCAAAGCCUGAAUCAUGGGGACUUCAGUCACACCAACAUCCUAGUCCAGCCUGUUCACACAUCAGCUGACCGCUCUGACCUGACUGAGCUGCAGCAGCAGCUGGAUAUCUCUGGCUUACUGGACUUCAGUGACAUGAAUUAUGGAUAUUAUGUCUUUGAUGUGGCCAUAUCCAUAAUGUAUCUGAUGCUGGGGAGUAACGAUCCCGUCAGCGCUGGGGGCCAUGUCCUCUCAGGCUUUGAGAGUGUAAUCCCUUUACUCCCUGAGGAGCGCAACGCCAUGUUUCUGUUGGUUCUUUGCAGGUUUUCUCAGUCGCUGGUUUUGGGGAGAUACAAUGCUCUGCUUUACCCUGAAAAUGCAGAGUAUCUUCUGAGCACUGGGAGAGCCGGCUGGAAGUGUCUGCGCCAAUUGUGGUCGCUGGGGCAAGAGGCAGUGGGAAAGAUUUGGUUUGAGACGGCAAGUCCGACUGCAUUUGAUGCAGACCCUGUUUCAGUGUAGUCCCAGGCACACUGGCUUCCAGGAGAACAAGAACCCCUGUACAGGGAAAAUUAUUAGAAUAAGUUCAACCAGAGCCUGAAAUUGAUUGUAUUAAUGUUUUGAGUUCCUAAUUAUUAAGGUAUGGCAAACUUUGUUUUAAUCAACACCUUAUUUUUUAGUUUUUGUUUUACUCAUUCGUGGGAUAUGCAUGUCGCUGGCUGGGCCAACAUUUCUUACCCAUCCCUAGUUGCCCUUGAGAAGGUGGUGGUGAGCUGCCUUCUUGAACUACUUCAGUCCACCUGCUAUGGGUUGACCCACAAUACCAUUAGGGAGGAAAUUCUAAGACUUUGACCCAGCAACAGUGAAAGAACAAUGAUAUAUUUCCAAGUCAGGAUGGUGACUGGCAUGGAGGGGUACUUGAAGGUAGUGUAUUCCCAUAUAUCAGAUGCCAGAUGGAAAUGAUUGUGGGUUUGGAAGGUGCUGUCUGAGGACCUUUGUUGAAUUUCUUGUAAAUAGUACACACUGCUGCUACUGAGCGUCGGUAGUGGACUGAGUGGAUGUAUGUGGAUAUAGUGCCAAUCAUUCCCAUGAACCAGCACUCGAAUAAACUGGCAAAAAAUAUGUACCUCAAAUACUGUGAAGUUUACCAUAUUAUCAUGAUAUCUGAGUUAUCAGCUGAGAGUUUAGUAAGUUUUAUUCAAGGCAAAGUUGCAUUAUUAUGUUAGUGAUUUAUGUUGUAAGUAAAGUACAACAGUGAUCUGUAUUCCCCCUGCAAUACACUUCUACUACUUGAUGUGUGUUUUUACAUUUACGAUGUGAAUCCCUUGAUCAACGGGAAUAUUUUAUCAACCAGCAUAUUCCUGGUCCCAUGGGUGCCAGUUAAUAAAAUGUUUGCUGUAUAUUUUGUAAAAGAAAAGUUGUUAAUGUGGUGUGAAUGUUGUUGGCUGGACCAGAAUUUAUUGCCCACCCUGAUAAGCUGGAAGAAGGUGAUUCAGGACUUCUACAAUGCCAUUAGAGAGGCAACUUUGACCCAGUGACACCGAGGGAACAGCAACAUGCUUCCUAGUUGGAAUGGUGAGUGGUUUGGAGGGGGAAUCUGCAGGUGUUGUUGUUCCAAUAGAUCUGCUGCCCUGGUCUUUCUCUGUGAAAGUGAUUGUGGUUUUAGGAGGUACCAUCCAAGGAAUUGGUGACUUGCUGCAGUGGACGGUACAUACUGCUGAGAGUGAGCAUCAGUGGUGGAGGGAGCAGAUGCUUGUGAAUGUGGUGGCAAUCAAGUGGGCUACUUUGUCCUGUAUUGUCCUGUCUUCUUGAGUAUUGUUGAAGCUGUGCUUAUCCAGGUAAGUGAGGAGGUACUUCAUCAGAUUCCUGACUUGUGUCUUGUCAAUGGUAGACAGGCUUCAGAGAGUCAGGAGAUAAGUUACCAACUGCAAGAUUCUCAGCCUCUGUCCUAUUCUUAUCCUCCAAACAGUAGAGAAAGAUACUCAACACUUAUGGCACUGUCUGACAUCCUAGUAGAUGUCACAAUUUCACAUGUGCCAAAACAUGAACCAGCUCA
Stegostoma tigrinum is the source of this 2790-nucleotide messenger RNA. RefSeq names its product hydroxylysine kinase-like. Bases 96 to 1256 code for a protein of 386 amino acids. NCBI's taxonomy places the organism in Eukaryota, Metazoa, Chordata, Chondrichthyes, Orectolobiformes, Stegostomatidae. The record is from RefSeq and is a predicted model, not a curated record. Gene Ontology annotation, molecular function: amino acid kinase activity. The transcript has 5 exons.